GUGCAGCAGUGGCCAAGCUACCAGUGACUGUCCCUAAAAAGUAAACGAAGCACACUUCCUCAGCCCUCGUCACUUGUAAUGGCCUGCACAAAGGCCAUACGGUACAGCUCUGAUACAGAAAAGAAGUUUCGCUAGUGCACGCCAACGCCGCUCUUGGGUCGGGCGCACUGGCGUGCUGGCAUGCGGGAAUGCGCGUUCGGCCCUUCAGACCCGCAGCAGCUGCAGCUACAUCACGGAAGCUUAAGACAACGACAACAGACCUAAGCGGAUCCGGCCAACUGGGCAUUGGCUGGCUAAUAGCGUCAACCCGCCUUGGGGCCACAGAACCCUAGUCGACCAGAUGCUCGCACCACCUCGCACUCCAAGGGCGCCAACCUCAACAUCGGCGCCCUCACCGUCCGCGGCCCUCCACCACAGCGACCAAAGCGCUUUCCCAAGCCAGGAUGCUACAAUGGUGGGCGGUGGAGCUCCUGCUUCUGGGCCGCUGGACGCGGAGACGACGCACCACCACCACCUGCCAAUUCCGAACCCGUCCGCACCCCACAGCCCGACAGCGGCGGUGCCAGCCCCACCUUCCCCAGACCGACCUCCUGCCUCAGACCGCUUGCAACAACAUCACCCGAACGCACAUCUACACGUCCACCACGACCCCUCCCACGUGUGGAUCCCGGAGCUGAUUGACCGCAUCGCAGCCCACCUGCCCAACCCCAACCAGGUCCCGCUCUGUCUGCGCCUGGUGAACACGGCCGCCGCCACACACCUGCGCCGCCGCCGCGACCUGAAGGUGCGACUGUCGCUGCCGGUGCCGCAUGCCGAGUUCGUGUGGCGCUUCGGCGGCGGCGGCAGUCGCGCCGCGGAUGGUGGUAGUGGCGGUGACAGCGGCGGGUGUGCAACGGUUCACAGCAAGGAGCAGGUCGUUGACGGCUGCGGAGGAAGUGCAGGCGGCGAUGGCCUGCCGCAACCCCACACAACAAGCUGGCAGGUUCGGCAGUUGCUGCCACUGGCGGCCCGCAGCGGCGCUGUGGAGAACCUGCCAGUAGCUGCCGCCGCGCUGCGGGCCGCCUUCACGCCGCCGCCCCCAACUCCGUCGCCACCGUUGGCGCCCCCGGCCGCAAGCGCAACGCCGGGAAAUAACAGCGGCAGUGGCACUGGCACCGACAGCGGCAGUGAUGGGCCGGCGGUUGUGUCUAGUGCUGAUGUGGUCACUGGAGGAGGAGGAGUGCUGCUGUCGGCGGCGGCGGGAAGCGGCUCGGCGGCGGCACUGUCACCUGGAGAGCAGGUGGUGGCGGCAGUGGGCUCGGCGGCGGUUGCGGAGGCGGCGGGUGCGGGCCAUUUGGCGGCGGCGGUGUGGCUGGUGCGGGUGGGCGGCUUCGCGGCGACCAAGACGGCGCUGGAGCGGGCGGCGCGAGCGGGCGAUGAGGCCAUGUGCAGGUGGCUGCUGGGCGCUGAGGGCUGCUGCCCCUGGACCUUUGCGGCGCCGGCGGCGGCACUGCGGGCGGGGCAUGCGGUCCUGGGCGAGUGGCUGAUGCGGCGGCGGCCUUGCGGAGCCGGCACCGGCCCAGGGGUGCCGAUGUGCGCGUCCCUUACCUCCCUGUCCCUGUCGUCUUCCACCCCGUCUCCGUCCCUGCCGGCGCCGGCAGCAGCCUGCAGCAACAGCGGUGGCGGGGGAGGGCCCGAUUGUGGCAACAGCGGUGGCGGGGGAGGCGGAGGUGGCGAUGGUGGCGAUGACGGGCCGGCGCCGCAGCGGCCGGGUCAGGUGCUGGGCGGGCGGCGCACGUGGUUGGACGGCGUGAUGGCGGCGGCGGCACGUGGGUGCUGCCUGCAGCAGCUGGUGGGGCUGCAUGAGCGAUGGCUGGACAGCCGCGGCGCCACGAUUGAGGGCCCCGGCGCCAACCUGGUGCUGGCGGCGGCGGCGGGCUCGCCCACAGCCGACUGGGCUGACAAGGUGGUCUGGCUAGCGAACGCGGGUUAUUGGAGUGGCACUCCAGCAGCGGCGGCGGCGGCGGCGGUGCCGGGUGGCUGGGAGCGCAUUGAGAGGCUGCGAGGUCGCGGCUAUGCGGUUGGGCCGGAUGCGGUGGAGGCGGCGGCGCGGGCGGGGCAGUUGGACGUGCUGGACCACUUGCUGCGCGGUGAGUGGCGGCUGCAUUUGGGACCGGCGGCGGUGACGGCGGCGGCGGCGAUGAACGCGGCCGUCGGCGCGGGGCAGUUGGCGGCGCUGCAGCUGCUGGUGGCGGCGUGCGGGUGCAGGCCACAGGAGAUGCACCUGAUGCGGGCAGCCGCGGGCACUGAUGUAUCAGUGCUCACAUGGCUGCUGGACCAGGUGGGGCUCCGCCUCGUGUCCACAGCCGGCAUUGGCACAGGCACUGACGUAACAACACACGCAGCGCCAGCCCCAGGUGCGGUGCCCGGGGCCGUUCCCGCGGCCCCACCGGGUGCCGCCGCCGCCGCUGCAGGCGCAGGCGCGGCCGCCGUCGCUGGCGGCGGCGGUGCCGCCCUUGAAGGCCCCAUCUCCGCGGAUGAGUUGCUGCGUGUCGCCGCCGGCUCCGAGGCUACCGCCGGCAGCACCGCAGUCCUGCAGGCGCUGUGGGACUGGAGCUGGAGCGGCGUUGGCGGCAGCGGCGGCACCUACGGGGACAGCGGCGACGGCGACGGUGGAGGCGGAGGAGGAGCGGGAGGAAGCGGCGACUGCGGCGGCGGCGGAGCAGCAGGAGGCGGCAAUGGCGCUGUCGGAGCUGCAACUAGCCGCUUGAGUGCUCCGGCAGGCGGUGCGGGCCCCACGGAUGGCGAUUGGGGGCGUGCGGCGCUGCGGUGCGCCUGGCGCUCCCAGGCCCUGUUCGCGGCGGCUGUGGCGGCGGGCAGUGAGGAGAAGGCGGCGUGGCUGGCGGAGCGGGGCUGCGGCAUGCCGGCCGACGGCAGUCCCUACGUGCACGCCGCCGCCACCUUUGACCAGCUCAUGCUGUGCCGCCUGCAGCAUCUGGGCUGUAGCCCUGGGCUGCACAGCAUUGCGCUUCCCGGCAGUGGCACUGUAGCAGAAGCUGUGCUGCGGUGACUGGCAGCGGUAGCAAUAGCAACAGCAGCCCUCAUGCGCGUGCGGCUCUCGGGGUCUGAGCAGCAUGCUCAACGGCGCCAGUGGCUCUAGCGCUGGCGGAAUGCUCGACAGUCCUACAAGCGGCCUUGUACCAGACGCUGCCGCCGGCAGUGCGGACCCGUAGGCCCUGGGGCGCCCGUGGUUGAUGGCUGGGGGCGGAGGCGGAGGCGGAGGCACGCGGUGACGCGGCAGACCUCACGAAAAGGGGGGGAGCGAGCGCGGGGCCUGAGGGCGUGCCACAACGAGGCACACAUAAUGAAGUGGUGGUGUGGCGCCUAGAGACGUGAGAGCGGGGCUCACCAGUACAGCUGCGUGUGGUGGGUGGGCGGUUGGUUUCCGGGCGGUGACUAAAUCAUGCUGCGGGAUGACCUGAGCCUUGCGUUUUAGUUGUGGUGCAAUCCUGUGUCGCCUGUUUGCCGUUCACUCCAUUGGUGAAUCUUCACCGUGAAGGCGCAACCGUGCUAGUUCCGGACAAUGUGACAUGUCUCGUUGGGGACUGAAGGAGGCAGCGGGUCUAACGGCCGGGGGCACUGUUCGACACGCCGAAGUGUGGUUGCGGAGUGCGGCACAGCCAGUUUGCAGCAGGUCACGUAACUGCAAGGAAAGCGCUUAAGAUGACUGGCACAUGUGCGUGGUGGUGAUUGGCGUUGCCAGGCGCGGUUCCCUACGGUCGUCGAAUUACGCGUGGAUGGAUGCCCAGCUUUUCUGAGCAGGAGCUUCCGCUGACCGGUGCAGCAGGUUGAAGUCCGCACACAUGCAGCUAUGCAAUGCCACGAGCUGUCUGGCGACAAGGCAACGAUGCGGAAACCGAGGAACACGGCAAGAAAGCAAACUUUCACAUUGCCGAAGUCUCGUGCUGUAGCGAUAUACUCACGUUGUACUUAACAUAGGAUUUGCUUUUGGAGAGCAAAAACACCUCGAUAUCUGAGA
Molecule: messenger RNA, 4018 nt
Organism: Chlamydomonas reinhardtii
Lineage: Eukaryota; Viridiplantae; Chlorophyta; Chlorophyceae; Chlamydomonadales; Chlamydomonadaceae
Exons: 8
Coding region: 452-3049 (865 amino acids)
Biological process (GO): ceramide biosynthetic process; sphingolipid catabolic process
Cellular component (GO): endoplasmic reticulum; cell periphery; membrane
Molecular function (GO): glycerophospholipase activity
Source: RefSeq, a predicted model, not a curated record